CAACAGUUUCGGAUCAUGGUGGACAACCGCAAGUCCCUUGGUUUCAAAACGCAGCAGCAAUUGUUCCACCAGGAAAGAAACAUCCAGGCCUUGAAACAAGAAUACGAUGAGAUUAAUUUGCUGCUGACUCUCACCAAAUCACCCCGCAACCUUUACAUAGAUGACCGGAACUUCAUGGAGCUGAGGUUCCUUCUGCAGACCAGAGAUGAGUACGAUGCUCUGAUCAGAGCCACCAAGAAUUUGAUCGCAGAACUUGAUGACAAGGUAGAAGAGGUGGAAAAAAAGAUUAAAACCCAAAAAAAUCUGAUAGUCAAGCUGAGGCAGGAGUAUGAUGGGAAGUGGCUUCAGAAGCAGAUCCACAAGCUGGAUAACCAGCUCAAUCAUGCCACGGUACAUUUUGACACGAUCUUGACCAGAAAUGCCAUGCUCCGUGAAGAAAUAGAAACCCUGCAGUGCCAGAAGGCGGUCUUUGAAGGCAUCUACUCACGCCUUCACAAGAAGCUUGAGCAGCAAAAGAGGACCAUGAAUACAUCCAUUGAGCAGUCUACACAAGCCUACGAGCAGAGGGUUGAAGCCCUGGCGAGGAUCUCUGCCAUGAAUGAACGGCGCUCCAAGGAUAUUGCCCAGUUCAACAUUGAGUUUCGGGAACUGGAGCGAAUCUAUAACCACGAGACCAAGCUGAAAGCAUUUAUGCUCAUCAAACUGGUGGACCGCUCUGAAAUUGAGGAGCAGGCCAAAAAGGAAGAAGCGCUCAAGGCAAGGAAGCGGGCCAAGUCGAAAGGGGAGAGCUUUGAGAGCUACGAGGUGGCCUACAUGCGACUGCUGAAACUGACGGAAAACGGGAACAUUGGGCAGCUGGUGGAGGACUUCCUGGAGAAGGAGGAGAAGAACUUCGCCUACUUCAGCUACGUCACCGAACUGAACAAUGACAUGGAAAGGCUGCAGAAGAGGAUUGAGGUUGUCCAGAAUGAAAUCAGCCAGCUGAAAUCCCAGCAGAAGGCAGAUGAAGUUGCAGUUCAUGGCAGUCUGAAAAGCAUGGAGGAAAAACUGCAGAAGACCACCGAAAACGCCAAUCUCUACGCUUACAGUCUGAAAGAGAGCAGCAAAAUCUUGGACCAGCUGAAAUCCGCAGUGGAUUUUCUGUUCAAGAAGAUCGGCUGCGAUGCCACCAAGAUUACACAGCAUCUGGGAGAGACUGGAGAGAUCACCGAUCACAAUUUGAUGCAGUAUUUCAGCAUAGUAGAAAAGAAAAGCAACGACCUUUUGCUGAUUGAGUCCUUCCUGCGCUACAAGCAAGUCGAAGGAGAGCUGGACACCGUCCCACUGAUGAAUCCCUUUUUGGGUGGGAGUGCUCUGCUAAAGAAAAUGGACGCCAUUAAAGUGACUCCACCUUCUCUCAGUGUGGAUCCCUUUGCAGACAUGUCAGAGCUUAUGGAACCGCUAGACCACAAAAAUCUGCGUGCCAUGAUCUUGGAAAACCAGGAGAAGGAAAAAGCCAUAAGGAAUACUGUCGCAGAAAGAUUGGAGAGUGGCAGAGAAAAAAAGAAAGUGUCACCGGUGUAG
Molecule: messenger RNA, 1563 nt
Organism: Protobothrops mucrosquamatus (brown spotted pit viper)
Lineage: Eukaryota; Metazoa; Chordata; Lepidosauria; Squamata; Viperidae
Gene: CCDC63
Product: coiled-coil domain containing 63
Exons: 10
Coding region: 16-1563 (515 amino acids)
Biological process (GO): outer dynein arm assembly; cilium movement
Cellular component (GO): axoneme
Source: RefSeq, a predicted model, not a curated record